UGAUAAUAUUAAACCCGAUUUAAGAGAUGCAUGUUUUGAGUUAACUUUUUUAAUAUCAGAUACAAAUUCUUCAAAAAAUCAUGGUUUAGAAAUAUAUGAAAACUUUUAUACUGGCAUUACCAAAGUAGGCACUUUAGAUAUUCCUUAUUUAGUUAAUUUGCAAAAAAGUUAUAAAUGGUACAAUAAUCAGGAUAUAGAGCGAAAGACUAUCUGUAGAAUUCAAAGUCUUAAUCAUACAAAUGCUGUUUCUCCAAAUAUAAUAAGUAGUCUAAUUGCAAGUUAUACAUCAAAUUGCAGAAUUCGGUGGAAAAAUCGAAGUCGUUUAUCUGUAUUAUCAAAUACAAAUAAAAAAGUUGAUCUAAAUAGAAUAACUGUUGCUAAUGUUAGUGAACAUAAUCCUCUUCACAAGCAUAGUUAUGGAUUUUCUUAUAUUAAUAAUGAACUUUGUCUUGUACAAAUUUUGGCACUAUAUCAGAAGAAUUCUAAUUACCAUUCUUAUAUGUGUGGUGAUGUAGUCAAUAUAGAUUCAUUAUCUUAUUUAUCGGUAAAG
Molecule: messenger RNA, 550 nt
Organism: Racocetra persica
Lineage: Eukaryota; Fungi; Glomeromycota; Glomeromycetes; Diversisporales; Gigasporaceae
Source: the annotation of a GenBank genome assembly